AUGAAGAUUUUUUUCUGCGUAGUCCUUCUCCUUUUGGUUAUUACUCAGUCAUUACUUGUCCGUUCGGAUGUCCCACAAGCCGAGAAAAGGCCCAUAAGAGGGAGCCCUUUCGUGGUUAAGCGAUUCGUCCCUCAAGCGGAGAAACCAAGCAAAAGGGACCACAUAUGGGAUUACCUGUUUGAUGCGCAUGCCCAGGCUGAAGCAGAUCAAGAUCCGUGCCAGUGGCGUUGUCGAGACUGGUGCCAAAAACGAUGCAGAGACGAAGACGAAGAGUGCCUAGACGGAUGCUUGAACAUUUAUGGAAGUCGUUGGAGAAAGUGCAUACGGAAAUGUGAGAAUGGUGACCUCGAUCGACCAGGAGGAAAAGAGCGGGAAUCAGAAGAAGAAGAAGAAGAAGAGUAG
Porites lobata is the source of this 402-nucleotide messenger RNA. NCBI's taxonomy places the organism in Eukaryota, Metazoa, Cnidaria, Anthozoa, Scleractinia, Poritidae. The record is from the annotation of a GenBank genome assembly.